GCAGCCGGCCCCGCCGCCGCUGCCGGCUUCGCUUUUGCUCCCAGAGAAGCGAGCCGGCGGGCCUCGCUCCACGUAGCCCCUUCCCUCCCCAAUGGCGCUGGUCGAGCUCUACACGCAGUACAACAGAGUUUGGAUCCCUGAUCCUGAAGAAGUAUGGCAGUCUGCUGAAAUCACAACAAACUAUAAGCCUGGUGACCAUGUACUUCACCUACAGCUAGAAGAUGGUGUGGAAUUGCAUUUUCCAGUUGAUCCCGGAGCUUUGCCUCCUUUGCGAAAUCCAGAUAUACUUGUCGGUGAAAAUGACCUCACGGCGCUGAGUUACCUUCAUGAGCCUGCUGUCCUGCACAACCUCAAAGUUCGCUUUGUAGAGUCCAAGCUUAUUUAUACCUACAGUGGAAUAAUUUUGGUCGCUAUAAACCCCUACAAGCAAUUGCCAAUAUACGGAGAUGCCAUUAUCCACGCCUAUAGUGGUCAGAACAUGGGAGAUAUGGACCCACACAUCUUUGCUGUGGCGGAAGAAGCUUACAAGCAGAUGGCAAGGAACAACAAGAACCAAUCUAUUAUAGUCAGUGGAGAAUCAGGAGCUGGGAAAACUGUUUCUGCUAGAUAUGCCAUGAGGUACUUUGCUACAGUCAGUAGAUCAAGCAGCAAUGCACAAGUGGAGAAUAAAGUUUUGGCCUCUAACCCAAUAACAGAGGCUGUUGGUAAUGCUAAAACCACACGCAAUGACAAUAGCAGUCGGUUUGGAAAAUACACGGAAAUCAGUUUUGAUAAGAGAUACCAGAUCAUCGGGGCAAAUAUGAGAACAUACCUGCUUGAGAAAUCCAGAGUCGUCUUCCAGUCUGAGAAUGAAAGAAAUUACCAUAUAUUUUAUCAGUUGUGUGCUUCUGCUCACAGGCCAGAAUUUAAACAUCUUAAACUGGGAAGUGCUGAAGAAUUUCAUUACACUAAUAUGGGCGGAAACACCGUGAUUGAAGGUGUGGAUGACGGAAACUACAUGAUAGAGACUCAAAGAACAUUCACCCUGCUAGGACUAAAGGAAGAUUUCCAGAUGGAUGUUUUUAGAAUACUGGCGGCCAUCCUGCAUUUAGGCAACAUGAAAAUAGCAGCUGUCAGUGAGGAAAGAUCAUCUGUUAGCCUGGAUGAUAAACAUCUUAAUAUAUUUUGUGAACUUCUGGAUCUAGACAGCGACAAAAUAGCACAAUGGCUGUGCCACAGAAAAAUUAUCACUACCUCUGAGACAGUGAUAAAGCCAAUGACGAAACUUCAAGCUCUUAAUGCACGUGAUGCUUUGGCAAAAAAGAUCUACUCCCAUCUCUUUGAUUUCAUUGUGGAACGAAUUAAUAAGGCAUUGCAGUUUUCUGGCAAGCAGCACACUUUUAUUGGCGUUUUGGACAUCUACGGAUUUGAAACUUUUGAUGUGAAUAGCUUCGAACAGUUUUGUAUCAAUUAUGCCAAUGAAAAAUUACAGCAGCAAUUUAACCUGCAUGUCUUUAAACUUGAACAAGAAGAAUAUAUGAAAGAAAAUAUCCCAUGGACGCUCAUUGAUUUUUAUGACAACCAACCAGUUAUUGACCUUAUUGAAGCUAAAAUGGGCAUUUUGGACCUGCUGGAUGAAGAGUGCAUGCUCCCUCAAGGAAAUGAUGAAAAUUGGCUUCAGAAGUUAUACAAUAAUUUCAUAAAUAAAAACCUGCUCUUUGAAAAGCCAAGAAUGUCAAACACAUCUUUCAUCAUACAGCACUUUGCUGAUAAGGUGGAAUAUAAAAGUGAAGGAUUUCUGGAAAAAAAUAGAGAUACGGUAUAUGAAGUAUUGAUUGAAAUCUUGAAAAACAGCAAGUUUCAACUCUGUGCAAACUUUUUUCAAGACAAUCCGGUGCUACUGUCCCCGUUCAGCUCAUCUAUCAAAGUUAAGCCUGCAAAAACAGUGAUCAAACCGCCUAAUAAACAGUUCCGUACAACAGUCGGCAAUAAGUUCUGCAAUUCUUUGUAUUUAUUAAUGGAGACACUUAAUGCAACCACACCUCAUUAUGUACGAUGCAUAAAGCCAAAUGAUCAGAAAUUACCGUUUGAGUUUAAUUCAAAAAGAGUGGUUCAGCAAUUACGAGCCUGUGGCGUUUUAGAAACAAUUCGGAUUAGCUCUCAGAGUUACCCAUCCAGGUGGACAUACAUUGAGUUCUACAGCCGUUACAGCAUUCUUAUGUCUCAGCAUGAACUCUCUUUGAACGAUAAGAAACAAAUUUGCAAGAUCGUUUUGCAGCGGCUAAUCCAGGAUCCUGGCCAGUAUCAGUUUGGCAGAACAAAAAUUUUCUUCAGAGCAGGGCAAGUUGCAUAUCUGGAAAAGCUACGGUCAGAUAAGUUGAGGCAAGCGUGCAUUGUGAUUCAAAAGAAUAUUCGAGGAUGGCUCCAGAGGAAAAAAUUCCUUCAUAUAAGACAAGCAGCGAUUACAAUACAGCAGUAUUUCCGAGGACAGCGUGCUGUAAGACAAGUUAUAACUGCAAGAGCCCUAAAGGAAACAUGGGCAGCUAUUGUUAUCCAGAAGCACUGCCGGGGAUACCUAGUGCGUAGACUUUGCCAGCUUAUCCGCGUGGCCGCCUUGACAAUCCAAGCUUUCGUUCGGGGAUUUCUAGCAAGGAAGAAAUACAGAAAGAUGCUUGAAGAACACAAAGCUGUCAUUCUCCAGAAAUACGCCCGAGCUUGGCUCGCUAGACGCAGAUUCCAGAGUAUUCGCCGUUUCGUUUUGAACAUCCAGCUUUCGUACAGGGUUCAGCAACUGCAGAAAAAACUGGAAGACAAGAAUAAGGAAAACCAUGCCUUAUUGGAGAGAUUGACCACUCUAGCCUCAAACCAUUCCAAUGAUGUAGAAAUAAUUCAAAAGCUUCACCUGGAUCUUGAGAAAUCAGCCACACAAAAGAAAAAAGCUGAAGAGAAAGAGAAGAAAAACAGGGAUGACUAUCAACAGAGGAUCUCAGAAUUUGAAAAUCAGAACUCAAAGCUGCAGAAACAGAAGGAGGAACUAGAAAGGAAGCUUCAGGAGAAAACGGAGGAAAUGAAAGAUAAAAUGGAUGACCUGACAAAACAACUCUUCACUGAUGUUCAAAAGGAAGAAAGACAACGAAUAACUCUUGAGAAAAACUUUCAGAACCAGAAGCAGGACAGCGAAAUAAAGAUUGAGUCCCUAAAGGCAGAAAUAAAGACUCUCAAAGAAGAAAACGAUCAGCUCCAAAAUCACCUUCAGGAAGAACUUCAAAUCCGUGCUGGUUUAAAAAUGGAACUAGCAGCACUUACAAACAAGACGAAGACAAUACCUGAAUUACGAAAAGAAAUUGAACUUAUUCAGACUCAGAAAAUGGAUGUGGAGAAGCAACUGCAGUCCCAGAAGCGUGAAAUGAGAGAAAAGAUGUCAGAUGUUACAAAGCAAAUUCUUGAUAGUUAUGAUUCUGCAGAUGUGAGGAGCAGGUACAAAUUGUCUACUGAAGAUCUGGAACAUUUAAACGAAGAUGGAGAACUUUGGUUUGCUUAUGAAGGCCUUAAAAAAGCGACAAGAGUAUUGGAAAACCACUUCCAGUCUCAGAAGGAGAACUAUGAGACAGAAAUAGAUGGUCUCAACUCUAAAGUGGAACAUCUAAGUCAAGAAAUAAGCCAUUUGCAGAAGCUGUUCAGGGAGGAGAAUGAUAUAAAUGACAGCAUUCGACUACAAGUAGCCAGACUGACCUCAGAAAACAUGAUGAUCCCAGAUCUCAAGCAGCGGAUCUCUGAGCUUCAGAAGCACAAGAUGGAUCUUGAAAACCGUCUUCAGGAAGAAGCUGCAAAGAAUAAAGAUAAAAUGGAAGAAAUGGCCAAUCGGUUACGUCAUCACUUGGAGGAGGAAGGAACACUGAGAAAAGUGUUACAAGUGCAAAAUGAAGUAUACACAAAAGAAAAAGAGAAGCUGAUAUUUAGAGACGGAGACUUUCAAAAGGAUCCUAUGGAGAAGCAGCAUGAAAUGGAGCAGGAAGCCAAGAGCAAAAUGUGGCAGGAUGAGGCCUAUCUUAUCAUGGAAAACACGGAUUUAGAGGAAGUGCUGGAUAAAAAGGACAGACUGAUAAAAAAACUUCAGGAUCAGAUCAGGACCCUUAGAAAGUCUAUAGAAAAAGACAAUGAAGUGCCCAUUUCAACUGUGCAAAAGGAAUACAUUGGAAUGCUGCAAUACCGAAAGGAAGAUGAAGCAAGAAUAGUUCAGAAUUUGAUUCUCGAUCUGAAACCCCGUGGAGUGGUAGUAAAUAUGAUACCGGGGCUCCCGGCUCAUAUCCUUUUCAUGUGUGUGAGAUAUGCAGAUUGUCUGAAUGAUGAUGGAAUGCUGAAAUCCUUCAUGAAUAUGGCAAUCAACGGUAUCAAACAAGUAAUUAAGGAACAUGUUGAAGAUUUUGAAAUGAUGUCCUUCUGGCUCUCAAACACAUGCCACUUUCUUAAUUGUCUGAAACAAUACAGCGGGGAAGAGGAGUUCAUGAAAUACAAUAGCCUGCAACAAAAUAAGAACAACCUGAAGCAUUUCGAUCUGUCGGAAUACAGGCAGGUGCUUAGUGACUUGGCCAUUCGUAUCUAUCACCAGUUCAUUAUUGUAAUGGAGAACAACAUUCAGCCAAUGAUAGUGCCCGGAAUGCUGGAGUACGAAAGCCUCCAGGGGAUUUCUGGCUUAAAACCGACCGGGUUCCGCAAGCGGUCUUCCAGCAUCGACGACACAGAUGCCUACACAAUGACCUCCAUCUUGCAGCAGCUCAGCUAUUUUUACACCACGAUGUGUCAGAAUGGCUUGGACUCGGAGCUUCUGAAGCAGGCGGUGAAGCAGCUUUUCUAUCUGGUCGGAGCUGUCACGCUUAAUAGCCUCUUCCUUCGCAAAGACAUGUGCUCUUGUCGAAAAGGCAUGCAGAUAAGAUGUAACAUUAGCUACCUGGAAGAAUGGCUUAAGGAGAAGAAUCUGCAGAACUGCUCUGCCAAGGAGACUUUGGAGCCUCUUUCCCAAGCUGCUUGGCUCCUUCAGGUGAAAAAGAUCACAGACGAUGAUGCCAAAGAGAUCUCUGAACGCUGCACAUCCUUAUCUGCUGUGCAGAUAGUAAAAAUCCUGAAUUCAUAUACUCCCAUAGAUGAUUUUGAGAAAAGAGUGACUCCAUCAUUCGUUCGUAAAGUACAGGUGAUGCUCAACAACAGAGAGAAUUCUCCACAGUUGAUGCUAGAUACCAAAUAUCUCUUCCCAGUGACGUUUCCUUUCACCCCUUCGCCGCAUGCUCUGGAAAUGAUACAAAUUCCCAGCAGUUUCAAACUUGGCUUUCUUACGAGAAUAUAAUUAAACAGGAUGGUUGUGAAAUGCACCUUGUCCUUGAACAGCCAAACAUCAGACUCAGUUGGGUGCUUCCCCAAACUCUGUGAAGUAAGCUACAUAGCAUAGAAGUUAAUUUUGAAAACUGUUUGUAAUUCUUGGUGUAAGAAACAUAAUAAGGAAUCAUAUUUUCUGUU
Molecule: messenger RNA, 5490 nt
Organism: Heteronotia binoei (common prickly gecko)
Lineage: Eukaryota; Metazoa; Chordata; Lepidosauria; Squamata; Gekkonidae
Gene: MYO5C
Product: myosin VC
Exons: 41
Coding region: 92-5320 (1742 amino acids)
Biological process (GO): actin filament organization; vesicle transport along actin filament
Cellular component (GO): cytoplasm; vesicle; myosin complex
Molecular function (GO): microfilament motor activity; ATP binding; actin filament binding
Source: RefSeq, a predicted model, not a curated record